Messenger RNA from Wallemia ichthyophaga EXF-994, 1158 nucleotides. RefSeq names its product Mating-type M-specific polypeptide Mc. Gene Ontology annotation, molecular function: DNA-binding transcription factor activity, RNA polymerase II-specific; RNA polymerase II cis-regulatory region sequence-specific DNA binding. The record is from RefSeq and is a predicted model, not a curated record. The coding region runs from base 1 to 1158 and encodes 385 amino acids. Lineage: Eukaryota; Fungi; Basidiomycota; Wallemiomycetes; Wallemiales; Wallemiaceae. The transcript is spliced from 2 exons. Gene Ontology annotation, biological process: anatomical structure morphogenesis; regulation of transcription by RNA polymerase II; cell differentiation.
AUGAAACAAACGCUAUUAGAGAAACUAUUACAAGACGGCAAACAUGAUUACAAAGGGGAGUACAACAUGCUGGACGACCUCUUUUAUAUGGAAGUAAAGGAGGGCGAAAUGGAGAGGGACAAUGAGUAUGACCAUGAAUACAACCAUGAGUAUGAGGAUGAGAACGUGAAUGAGAAUAAGAACAAGAAUAAGAAUGAGAACGAGGGGAAGCAGUGUAACGCAGAUCAUCAUCAACGUCUACUCGACAAAUUCCAGCAUAUUCAGAACCAGAUAGCACCUCAAUGCAGCCAAAAGAAAAGAAUAAGACGUACUCUCAAAGACCCUAAGCAUCCAAAACCAGCAAUACCACGUCCACGCAACGCCUGGAUAAUCUAUCGCUCACACAAAAGCAAAGAGUUGAGAGAAGCAGCUGUAUCGCAACCCACCAACAGACCAGAUUCGCGUGCAAUCUCAGCAACUGUGUCCGACCUGUGGCAGAAAGAGGCCGAGGAAGUCAAAGAGAAGUUCACUGAGCUAGCAAAAGAUGAGAAGAGGAUGCACAGGACACUGUGGCCCGACUACAAAUACCAGCCACGUAAAGCCGGUCGACCGCGCCAACUCCGCCAUCCUCUGAAACGUCACAAACUGGCCAAACCCCAAAAAGAUGCCAUUAAUUCGGCAGCUCCACCACCUCCACCACGCAAGAAGAGGAGCGAGAGUAGAUGCCGUGGCAGACCUCGCAAUGAAGCUAUGCAUUCGCGUGCACAGAGUGACGUUUUGACCGUAAAGAAACCGUUAUACAAUCCCAACGUCGUCUACAAUCCCCCUGUUACACCAAUACCGCCAACGAUGCUAACGCACUUGCUCACUACCACGCCAAUUGCUAAUGAUACACUGCCAAUACUCGAUUCUUUGCCCUCUAGCCCCCUGCCAUACCAACCAGGUUUCUGGGAAAGCCCACUCGGCAGCCCUCCAAGCAUCUAUCCUAGCAGCCAGUCUGAGUACCUCAACAGUCCACGAGAUUUGAACAUAGCUAUAUCCGCGCUUGAAUAUUCACCAACCGACGUUAACGUUAACGACGCCUCAGAUCUAUUUGCAGACAUAGAAGCAUUAUUUAACAAACAGCAAACGAAUCAUGAUCAAGCAAGCUGCUUCUUCAACGUAUCCCAGAUUAUUUGA